This is a messenger RNA of Frieseomelitta varia, 3536 nucleotides long. RefSeq names its product transcription termination factor 2-like (gene lds). The transcript is spliced from 17 exons. Gene Ontology annotation, molecular function: ATP binding; ATP-dependent chromatin remodeler activity. The record is from RefSeq and is a predicted model, not a curated record. The coding region runs from base 156 to 3536 and encodes 1126 amino acids. Lineage: Eukaryota; Metazoa; Arthropoda; Insecta; Hymenoptera; Apidae.
UUCAAAGUAGUUUCGGUUGAGCUUCUAUACGAGAAAUCAUUUAAUAACUGUUCGAAAUUUGGACAUUUGUUUAUAUCGUAUAUUUUACAUGUAUAAUUAAUUACUGUUUUACUUUGUACAAUUAGAUAGGAUCGGCAAAGUAUACAGCAAUUUGAAUGGAGGACAGUUUUAGUGAGUGGCGCGAUUCGUCGCGAGAAGACAAAUCUUUUGUUAUUUCGGACAGCGACGAAGACGUUAACGAAAGCAACGAGAAAGAACAAGUUUUUGUAAUCGAGAGCAGCGAGAGCAGCGAGAACAGCGAGAGCAGCGCAAAUGUCUCUGCAAAUAUCUCAAUAUCAAAGAGAGCAUCUUUGUCUGAAAAGCUACCACUAACAGAGAAACUGAUCAAAGAUAGGAUUAAGAAGAAUAUUCCUUGUUAUUCCGACAGUGAAGAUGCCAAUGAUCAUAAUGAUCCUUUGUCAGCCAACAGCAGCGAAGAUUCUGUUGAUGAUGAUAAUGAUAACGCAUCAAGCAGUGAGGUUGAACAAACAACGAAGAGCAAUGACAAAGUAUGGCGACUAUAUGAUGAUAGUAAUGACACAUCAAUUGAUGACAUUGAACAAGUAAGGGAAAAGAGUGAUAAAGUAAGGCGACUGGAACACAAUGAUAGUAAUGACACAUCAAGUGAUGAGGUUGAACAAGUACUGAAGAACAAUGAUGAAGUAUUAAAUGACAAACGACUGGAACACAAUGAUAGUAAUGACACAUCAAGUGAUGAGGUUGAACAAGUAAUGGAGAACAAUGAUAAAGUAUUAAAAGACAGACAACUGGAACACAAUGAUAGUAAUGACACAUCAAGUGAUGAGGUUGAACAAGUACUGAAGAACAAUGAUGAAGUAUUAAAUGACAAACGACUGGAACACAAUGAUAGUAAUGACACAUCAAGUGAUGAGGUUGAACAAGUAAUGGAGAACAAUGAUAAAGUAUUAAAAGACAGACAACUGGAACACAAUGAUAGUAAUGACACAUCAAGUGAUGAGGUUGAACAAGUAAUGGAGAACAAUGAUAAAGUAUUAAAUGACAGACGACUGGAACAUAAUGAUAGUAAUGAUACAUCAAGUGAUGAGGUUGAACAAGUAAUGGAGAACAAUGAUAAAGUAUUAAACGACAGACCACUGGAAGAUGUUUCGAGAGAAAACAAGAAUAGUUUUGAAAUUGAUGUUUCUAAUGUAUCUGAAGGUAAAGAACAUAUCUUACAAUCAAAAAUUGCAGUGUCCUUAGCGGAACAGGAAACAGGUUUUGCGAAUAUAGAUCCAUUUGUUGCACAAAAAAGAGCUCUUCUUGUUUGUAAACUGGAACAGUUAGAAAACCAAUUAAGUAAAACAAAGAUAUUAUUUACUGUUGGUAACAUCAGUUCAUUGCCAGAUAAAGGAGAAAAAUUGCGUAACAAUAUCGCAAUGCAAGAAAAAGAAAUAGAGGAGAUUAAAAUGGAAUUAGAAAAAACGCCUUUGUCGGAAGCUCAACCAGAUUCAAUAAAGCCAGAAGUGUCGGAUAUCGACGAACCUACAACAUAUUCUGAUUAUUAUAAUUUAGAUAACAUACCAUUUAGACAGAAUUCAUCUUCAAAAGAACUUGGGAAAAAAGCUCAAGCAACGUUGGAGAAAGAAUUAGCUCUGACAGCUGAUAGGUUGCAAGAUUUACAUGGAUCUCUUGUAGCUAGACCGACCGAGGAAGAAAGAGCAGAAGAUCCACAGGGUUUAAAAGUAAAAUUAAUGCCGCAUCAGCAACACGCACUGGCGUGGUUGAUCUGGAGAGAACAGCAAAAACCUCCUGGCGGUAUUCUUGCCGACGAUAUGGGUUUGGGCAAAACCUUAACAAUGAUAUCUUUGAUUAUUGCUAGUAUCGCUAAAAAAAAAUUAGGAGUGGAGGACUCGGACAGCGAGGAAUGGCUGGAUUCCAGUGGAUCGAAACGAUAUCAUAAAGGAGGGACGCUUGUCGUUUGUCCUGCGUCAUUGUUAUCACAGUGGGAAAACGAAAUAAAUCAUAGAUGUAAACGUGGUAUGCUGUCGGUUACUGUCUAUCACGGUGCGAAUCGGAUGAAUGUGCCAAAAAAAUUAGCAAAAUACGACAUUGUUAUUACUACAUACAAUCUUCUGACUCGCGAAUUUAAGAGCAACUCUACUGCUUAUGAGAUUCAUUGGGAACGCGUAAUACUGGAUGAAGCGCAUAUAAUUCGAAAUCACAAGAGUCAAGCUUCCCAGUCUGUAUGUGGCCUUGUAGCCCGCAAACGGUGGGCACUUACUGGCACUCCAAUCCAGAACAAAGAAAUGGAUUUAUAUUCCAUCUUAAAAUUUCUCAAGUGUUCUCCCUUCGACGACAUACGAGUAUGGAGACGUUGGGUAGAUAACAAAUCAGCCGCUGGCCGCCAACGAUUGGCGACCGUGAUGAAAACGUUGAUGUUACGUAGAACGAAGCAGGAACUUCAAGCUAAAGGCGCGUUAGAAAGUCUUCCGGAAAAAUUUGUAGAAGAGAUAUCUGUAAAAUUAGAUCCAGACGAGCAACUAGUUUAUGAAAAAAUAUUAAUAUAUUCUCGUUCGUUGUUUGCUCAAUUUUUGGCUCAAAGAGCUGAAAAGGAUCAUAUGUUCGAUUUAGCCGCUGGGAAAUACGAUAAACCAACAUUUCUUUCGAAUCCAAAUAAAAAUACUCAGUUCACGAAGGCGCAGAAUAAAUUAUUAUCGUUACAUGCUGAUGUCAAAGCCCAUGAAAUUUUGGUUCUCUUACUAAGAUUACGGCAAAUUUGUGUUCAUCCAUCGCUUAUCCGUUCGAUGCUAGAUGAAGAAGAUAUCAAAGAGAGUGGUAUAACGGAGUCAGAAAAUUUAGAUUCAGAUUUAUUGCUACAAAUAAAUAAGAUAACACUAGAAGAUGGGGAAAACGACGAAGGAGACACAAAUGAGACAGAGAUUGGCGUUGAUCGCAGAGUGGCUACCAAUUUACUCACGUCUAAGAAUCCUGUUUUUAAGUCCGAUCGUAUAAGCUCGAAAGUAAAAUUGGUGCUUGACAAAGUCACGGAAAUUUUACAAAAAAAUGAUAAAAUGAUCAUUGUUUCUCAGUGGACGAGUACGCUGAAUAUUAUUGCAUCUUGUUUGUCCUCGAUAAAAGGCGCCAGUUUUAAUAUGUUUACAGGCAAUGUGCCGAUCAAGGAAAGACAGGGUGUAAUGGAUUCGUUUAACGUUCCGAACCGCGAUCCAAAAAUAUUGCUGCUCUCACUUACCGCUGGAGGUGUUGGAUUAAACUUGAUAGGUGGGAAUCAUUUGCUGUUAAUUGAUAUUCAUUGGAAUCCGCAAUUGGAAGUACAAGCUCAAGAUAGGAUCUAUCGUUUUGGACAGAGAAAAGAUGUAUUCAUAUACAAGUUUAUCUGCAAGGAUACGAUAGAAGAUCGAAUAAGAUGUUUGCAGGAAAAAAAAAUGGAAAUAGCUCAACAUGUUCUCAGCGGAGAUAAAAACUCUGCUGUCUCAAAGCUUACGCUUGAUGACCUGAAGUCGUUAUUUGGUCUUUGA